Messenger RNA from Sabethes cyaneus, 829 nucleotides. RefSeq names its product transmembrane emp24 domain-containing protein eca (gene eca). Gene Ontology annotation, cellular component: COPII-coated ER to Golgi transport vesicle; endoplasmic reticulum-Golgi intermediate compartment; Golgi apparatus. The transcript has 4 exons. Bases 145 to 792 code for a protein of 215 amino acids. Gene Ontology annotation, biological process: endoplasmic reticulum to Golgi vesicle-mediated transport; Golgi organization; intracellular protein transport. The record is from RefSeq and is a predicted model, not a curated record. Lineage: Eukaryota; Metazoa; Arthropoda; Insecta; Diptera; Culicidae.
GCUGUCAACUGAUGGUUGGUGCUUGGUGCGGUGUGCGGUCCUGCGGUCAACUCGAAUAAUUUUUAUUGACGUGUCUACCUUGGUGUUCCCGUUUUCUAAAAAAAAUUGAUAACUGCAUUAUACAAAAUUACGAUAAUUGCAAACAUGCUACUGCGAUAUAGUAUCCUUUUUGCUCUGCUUGCGGUGCAAUUUUCCAACGCUCUUUAUUUUCAUAUUGGAGAAACCGAACGUAAAUGUUUUAUAGAGGAAAUUCCCGAUGAGACGACUGUUAUAGUCAAUUACAAAGUAGAAUUGUAUGACCCCAGAAGCGGAGGAUUUAUGCCAUCAUCACCAGGAAUCGGAAUGCAUGUUGAAGUCAAAGAUCCAGACGAUAAAACUAUUCUUUCUCGAGUAUACAGCUCUGAAGGUCGAAUAUCUUUUACUUCACACACCCCCGGAGAGCAUGUAAUCUGCAUGUAUUCAAAUAGCACAGCUUGGUUUAGCGGAUCCCAAUUACGGGUACAUCUUGAUAUUCAAGUUGGCGAGCAUGCAAUUGAUUAUGCAAACGUGGCUCAGAAAGAAAAGCUUACUGAGCUGCAAUUGCGCAUUCGACAAUUAUUGGAUCAAGUCGACCAAAUUACCAAGGAACAAAAUUAUCAGCGGUAUCGCGAAGAACGAUUCAGGCAAACCAGUGACAGCACUAACACACGCGUUUUAUGGUGGUCAAUAGCGCAAACUAUAGUUCUUGUCAUCAUGGGACUAUGGCAAAUGAAACAUUUGAAGAGCUUCUUCGAAGCAAAAAAAUUGGUUUAAUAGAGUAUAUGAGUGAAUAAAAUGUUCUAUUUAAAAA